Dermatophagoides pteronyssinus (European house dust mite) is the source of this 1094-nucleotide messenger RNA. It is a transcript of the gene Eb1, whose product is annotated as microtubule-associated protein RP/EB family member 1. The record is from RefSeq and is a predicted model, not a curated record. NCBI's taxonomy places the organism in Eukaryota, Metazoa, Arthropoda, Arachnida, Sarcoptiformes, Pyroglyphidae. Gene Ontology annotation, molecular function: microtubule binding.
AAAUUUAAUUGAACUUUUUGCCGAUAUUAUUCGAUAUAAAAUUGAUUUGAUUAUUGAAUGAUUAAUUGAAUUUGAUAAAAAAAUACCGGAAAUUAAUCAAAAUUUUUUGCAAAAAAAAAAAAUGGAUGGAAAUUGUCAAGCAUAUCAAUGUGUUAAUGUUUAUCAAACAUCGGCUACAUCAGAAAAUUUAAGUAGGCAUGAAAUGCUUAAUUGGGUUGAUGAAUCAUUAGAAGCUGAUUUUAAAAAAGUUGAAGAAUUAUGUUCAGGUGCGGCUUAUUGUCAAUUUAUGGAUAUGCUUUUUCCUGGAUCGAUUCAAUUGAAAAAAGUUAAAUUUCGUACCAAUCUGGAACAUGAAUAUAUUCAAAAUUUUAAACUAUUACAAGCAGCAUUUAAAAAAGUUGGCUGUGAUAAGGAAAUAAUGAUCAAUAAAUUGGUCAAAGGACGAUUUCAAGAUAAUUUUGAAUUUUUGCAAUGGUUUAAAAAAUUUUUCGAUGCAAAUUAUGAUGGACGUGAUUAUAAUCCAUAUGAAGCACGUGGACGACAACCAAUGGGUUCAGCAAAUGCUUCAAAUCAUUCUGCUUCUGGUAUUGGUGGUGGUGGUCGAACAAUUGGCAUGAUGAACAGUAAACCAGCUGUUGUUCAAUCACAUCAACCACGUGCAUUUGUUCCAACAAACAAUAAAAUUGUCCAAUCUUCUACACGACCAUCCGGUUAUUCGAAUAAUAAUGUUCGAAAAAAUGAUAUUGAUACAGAUGUAAAAAAAUUGGAUGAAAAGAUGAAUGAAUUAUCCUUACUUAAUGAUACAUUGGCACGUGAACGUAAUUUUUAUUUUAGUAAAUUACGUGAAAUUGAAGUAUUAUGUCAAAAUGAAUCAACAAAUGAAGCCGAAAAAGAGAUUAAAGAUCAAAUAUUGAAUAUAUUAUAUGCAGUUGAAGAUGGAUUUACAUCACCAAAUGCUGUUGCCGGUGAUGAUGAUUAUGAUGUUGAUCAAUUGGCUGCUGAAGGAGAAUAUUAAUUAUUUUUUCCAUCAAUUCUGGACAACAAUUUUUUUCUCCACCAAACAAAACAUACAAACAACAAGAAAAUCUCGAUUU